Lodderomyces jiufengensis is the source of this 3906-nucleotide messenger RNA. RefSeq names its product ubiquitin-binding serine/threonine protein kinase (gene VPS15). Gene Ontology annotation, cellular component: nucleus-vacuole junction; phosphatidylinositol 3-kinase complex, class III, type II; late endosome. Gene Ontology annotation, biological process: protein phosphorylation; autophagy of peroxisome; late endosome to vacuole transport. The transcript has a single exon. Gene Ontology annotation, molecular function: protein binding; protein serine/threonine kinase activity; ATP binding. The coding region runs from base 1 to 3906 and encodes 1301 amino acids. NCBI's taxonomy places the organism in Eukaryota, Fungi, Ascomycota, Pichiomycetes, Serinales, Debaryomycetaceae. The record is from RefSeq and is a predicted model, not a curated record.
AUGGGUCAGAGGUUGUCUUUAUUGGCACCAUCUGCUCCAACAGUGGCUAUAUCGUCCUACAUCGAUGCAAUAGAAAACUAUCAAUAUAUUGAAAUACUAAAUAAUUCGAGAUUCCUUAAAACAAUCAAAGCUAUUGAUAAGACAACAGGUCAAUUGGUUAUUAUAAAAUUAUUGAUAAAACCUUCCACACCAAAUUAUACAAUUCAAUUACAAAAUGUAUUGGAGCUACUAGUUAAACAAUCUUCAAUUUUAUAUCCAUAUAAAAAUAUUUUGACGGGGUAUAAAUUAAUUGAAACUGAUAGAGCUGGAUAUAUGAUUCGAGAAAUGGCAAAAAUUAACUUAUAUGAUAGAUUAUCACUAAGACCAUUUUUAGAACCAAUUGAAAAAUUAUCAAUCACAUUCCAACUACUUAAAAUUAUAAAUGAACUACAUUCUGUAAAUAUUCAUCAUGGAGAUUUAAGAUUAGAAAAUAUAUUAGUAACAUCAUGGAAUUGGAUAUUAUUAUCAGAUUUUGCAAGCUUAAUAAAACCAACAUAUUUACCAGAAGAUAAUCCAAAUCAAUUUUUGUUUUAUUUUGAUAGUUCAGAUAGAAGAGUUUGUUAUAUAGCGCCAGAAAGAUUUUAUAAUCGUCAAGAUAACCCCAAGAACGUACUGAAUAUUAAUGAUGAUGGGACUUUUAACCUAAAGAACAGUGUUACUGAUGAAAUGGAUUUGUUUAGUUUGGGGUGUGUCAUUGCUGAAUUGUGGACUGAUGGUGAACCUAUUUUUACAUUAUCUCAAUUGUUUAAAUAUAUGAAAAAUGAUUAUGUUCCUGAUUUAUCAAGUAUUCAAAAUCCUAAAAUUAUUGAAAUUAUAAAAAAAUUAUUAAAAGUUAAUCCAAGUGAUAGAUCAAAUGCAAGGGAAUUACUAGAAGAAUAUAAAGGUUCUUGCUUUCCCGAAUAUUUUUAUACCUUUCUUUAUGAAUUCAUGGAAAAUUUUAAUACUCAUGAUGAUAGUGAUUCCAAGUUGCAAUAUGUAUAUGAACAUUUUGGAGAAAUCAGUAAUUCUCUCAAAUUUAAUUAUGCUGAGUCGAAAGAAGUGGACUCUAUACUACCUAUAAGAUUGAAUUUACCAACUAUGCCACAUAACUAUAGAAUUAAACCUAAAAAAGAAACUGAUGACUCAGCAUUAGUAGUACUCAAUAUGGUUACUUCAUUGCUAAAGACUUUGAGAUUUGUGGAGUCAAAACAAAAAUUUUGUGUAUUAGUACUAGCACUAUCCGAACAGAUUAACGACGAAGCCAAGCUAGAUAGAUCAUUACCAUUCUUAUGUUCAUUAUUGGAUGAAUACAUAGAAUCACCACAUGAAUCAUCAGCAAAAGUUGUUUGCUUAGCAUUAUAUUCAAUUACUUCCUUGGUAAUGUCAUGUUCAUAUAUCACACCGAUUAAUGUAUUGCUAUUUCCAGAAUAUAUAUUACCUAAAAUCAAUAAUUUACUAAUAGUUAAAAGUAAUUAUCAAUCACAAAUACUAAUAAGUUCAACUAUUGCACUUUGCUUACCAUCAUUAGCUACCGUUGCCAAAAAGUUUUGGUCUAUGUCUAAAGCAUUCACUAAUACAAAUGUAUCAAGCACUACUCAAAUACCCAUACCUACAAUUCAAUUAACAAAAGAUCAAUUAGAUCAAAAAUUUAAAGAUAUAACUAUAUCGUUGCUAACAGAUCCAGAAUCAUCAGUCAAAAUUAGCUUACUUGAAAAUAUUUUACCACUUUGUCAAUUUUUUGGUAAAGAUAAAACAAAUGAUAUAAUUUUACCACAUCUAAUAUCAUACCUUAAUGAUCCAGAUGCAAAUUUGAGAUUAGCUUUCCUUUCAUCGGUUUUGAAAAUUGGUCCGUUUAUUGGAGUUUUAUCAUUUGAGCAAUAUUUAUUACCUUUAUUAAUUCAGACUAUAAGUGAGGGAGAACAAUUCGUUGUAAUAAAAGUACUUGAAAUAUUUAAUGCAUUUGUUCUGCAAAAAUUAAUAAACUCAAAAUUGGAGUUUAAUGCAUUGGAAAUAUAUACAGAAUUAUUAUCAAAUUCUAUUUAUUUGCUACUUCAUCCUAAUGAGUGGAUUAGACAGUCUGUUAUAAACUUGAUUAUAUCAAUUAGUCAAAAUUUAGACGAUGCUGACAGAUAUUGUUUCCUUUAUCCUUUAAUUAAAAGCUUUUUACAAUAUGACAUAUUUGAGAUUAAUUGGACCUCAUUAUAUCCAAGCUUAGCUAAACAAUUAAAUAAACAAAUAUUUGAUCUUGCUAUUACAUGGGCUUUAAAAUCAACAAAUAAAUCAUUGUUCUGGCAGGGCAAAAGUAAUACAAAAGCUAUAUCAUUAAAUACUAUGGGGAAAUCUGUUUAUUUGCCAAAAGUUAGUUCAGUGUCAUACAAAAACAAAGAAACUUCACCAUUGAGUCCCGAAGAUAAACAAUGGUUACUAAAAUUGAAAUCAAUUGGAUUUGAAGAUAAAUCAUUAUGGAAGAUCUUUGUUUUAAGAGAUUAUAUUCAACAUGUUAGUAAAAUACCACCAUCACCAUCAUCAUCAUUUGAGCUGAUAAUCAUCCCACCCAAAAAUGAAUUCUUAGAUAUUAUAUACAAGUCAGAAAAAAUGACUUCCCUAAACGGACUGAAAAAUGAACAAUUCGUCAUUAAAUCUGAGGAUUCUGUAUCGUUAAGAAGUCUCGAAAAAUUACAUAAUUCAUUAGUACUUCCAAGUCUAGAAAAAGUAACUGCUUCAGUACAAACUAUAGAAGCCAAUGUAUUUGGUGAAAUGGAAUCAAGUAAUGGUACGGUCCCAGCUAGAUCUUGGGCUAACAAUCCUCAUACUUUACGUAAAACAUUCAAAAUUGAUAAUACAAAUUCAAAAAUUAUAACAUGUCAAUUUACUCAUACUUAUGUUGGCAAAAAUCCUUUUAUAAUAAAACAUUUACAAAAUUUAUCAUUUACUCCAACUUUGAAUGAUUUUGCUGAGUUUGGAAGAAUCGUAAAAGCAAAGCUAAUUGAAUUUACUCCUCAAUUACAAGACUUGAAUAUUCAUAGAACAAGUGAAGAAAUUGAUCCAUACACAUGUUUAUCCAUGUCACCUACUUCAGAAUUAUUUGUAACAGGUUCAGAAAAUGGGAUGUUAAGAUUGUGGGAUAUUUCAAAAUUAAAUACCAUUAGCAGGUCUAAAAAUUCAGAACAAUUAUUGAAAUUAAAUUCAAGAAUUACGACUAUAACAUUUUUACAAAAUAGAUUGUGUAUAAUUGUUACAACAAGAGAUGGCAUUUUAAGAGUAUUCAGAAUUGAUGUUAGUAGAAACAAGAAUAGGAAAAUUGUUAAAUACUUGAAACCAGUUUUGAUACGUCAAAUAUUUAAUGAAUCAAUACUUACAAAUGUGUCGAAUAAUGAUAAUUAUAUCUUUGCAAUUGAUUACCAACUGAAAAUAAACGUAUUUGAUUUGAUUACUUUGGAUAAAUUAUUUGUCUUACAAAAUCCCUUAUCUUAUGGAGUGAUAACAUCAUUUAUAACAGGAAAUAACAAAAAUAGUUGGAUAUUAAUUGCAACAAAAGAAGGAAUAUUGACAUUAUGGGAUUUAAGAUUUAAAAUAUUAUUAAAGUCAUACCAAAUUCAAAUUGAUUCAAAUGGUCAUAAGUCCAUAAUCAACGAGAUAAACUCAAUGGAAGUUAUCGAAAAACAAACCAAUAAAUUAUUACUGUCCAAAGAUAAUGAAAAUCAAUUAAUAUCAAUCAAAAUCAAUAAAUUAUCAAUGACAUUAAUUUUUGAAGUAUCUACAUUAGAAUGUAAGAAAAUUAUUCAAAAUGAAAACAUCCAAAACUACAAAUGUAAAUUAAUUGAAAUUGAUAAAAGGCACCUCAAAAUUGAAGAAAUAAUUGAUAAUUUAAAUCUAGAAAGUAUUUAG